ACGCAGAUAUUUAGAUAUUUCUGAAAGUCCCGCCACACUCCAACUACCUGACUGCAACAGGAUAAACAGCUCCAUCACGGGGUAAGCAAUCGUGCUCCGGGCCAAGUCCCGGAGAUGGAGGAGGGCUCGCCUGGCCGGCCGCCUGCGAACGGUCAACUUGCUGUCUGCAGACUCGCUGCUGCGAAAUGCGGGCCCAGCCUCCACCCGGUACCUACUGCGCCAAGUCUCCAAUGGGAAUCCGGACUAGCUCGGAACAAAUGGGAUUACGAUUAGGGAUGUGGUGCUGGAAAGAUGACACCAAAACUCUUGAAUACAGAAGCUUUGUACCUACAAUGGAGUAUAAAGAAAAAGGAAAGAAAGGCAAAGCAGUUCACUUUGCUGAAAGUGAUGGCACAGCUUCUGACAGGUUUACUGAUAAGAGAAUUGGUUUUCGAGAAGAUAAGUCUAAAACCUCAGAGAAGCGAAGUCAGCAAGGCACUGUCACCCUCCAUGAUGCUAAAUUUGUUGCUUUACUUUUCCUACAAGACACGGAAAUGCAGCGGAUUUGUUCUUUCACAACUUUUAUGAGGAAUAAAUAUCUUGACAAUUUUCUCAUGGCAUUAUUGUACUAUUUAGCUCACUUCUUGGAAAAAAUCUCACUGGAAAAGAAGCCCAAGAGCUAUAUGGUGGGUCUGGUGGAGAAGAAAGAGAUGGAAAUGGUUAUAAGUAAGUUAGAAGCAGCCCAGGUAUACUUGGCACAGAGGUACUGUUCCCUUGUUCUUGGCUUGGGCAUGCCUGAUAAACAUCACAUGAACUGUGGCAAAGAGAAAGUAUCAGAUACACAAAAAGACUGGAAAUUCUUUGAGGCCUUUUUUACUUUCUGUACAUAUGUUGCUUGGAUUGUCUUCCGACGUCAAAACCUCACAGAGAUUGAAGAAGAAAUUGGGAGGCUAUUUCGUACUGAUAUGUUCAACAUUCCCCGAAGGAAACGUGAGGAUGAAGAAUCAGGAGGGCAGAAGAAACGCAUGACUUUUGUAGAGUUCAGGAGAAUGAUGACAAAACGACCAGCAAUUAAGAAAGCCACUGAUCUGCGUUCUCCAGUCAUGUCUACACUGCUGCCAUCCCUCCGACAGAAAGCUCAGAAUGUUGAGAAGAAUUACCAUUUAACCACAGGACACAAAAAAGCCUGGUGGAAGCGUGUGAAUAACCUAAAUUCUGUGCCCAUGCCAAUAGUUGGCAUCUUGGGAGAGCCCCGGAGACUGUUCAAUCCCCACACCCUUCUACCUCUUGAGCCUGAAGAGAAGAUAAAACCAGCUGGGAAAAAUUAUUACUUGAUAGAGAGAAACAACCUAGAGGUUCAGGAUACACUGGACCUAGUCAUGAAAACACUGCGCCCCCAAGCUUCAUUCCCUAGAUAAUCUGGUACUCUACAUUGCUGCAGUUCAGUCCCUGGAUUUGAAGUAAACUACC
Molecule: messenger RNA, 1449 nt
Organism: Sorex fumeus (smoky shrew)
Lineage: Eukaryota; Metazoa; Chordata; Mammalia; Eulipotyphla; Soricidae
Gene: PPP1R36
Product: protein phosphatase 1 regulatory subunit 36
Exons: 11
Coding region: 186-1397 (403 amino acids)
Biological process (GO): negative regulation of phosphatase activity
Molecular function (GO): phosphatase binding
Source: RefSeq, a predicted model, not a curated record